ACAAACCCAGAAAUAUCUUCUUCCUCUUCUUCUUCUUUCUUCGGUUUUUUGUUCUUUUUCACCGCGUUUUUAUUUGGAGUUCUUUUGAGCUCUGAAAUUGAUAAUGGGUUUCGUUGAUUUUUCUUCUCCUAAAGCAUUGAACUUUUUUUAUCCGGUUUCCGUCUUCAUGCUUUGAAUUUGUUUAUGCAUUUUUAAAGAAUGAUUUGCUUUGUAAGAUCUGUUAAGGUGAUAGUGGGUUUCCAGUUUCCCUGUCUGGAUUUUCUUUUUUGUUUGUGGGCAUUAUAUUUAUAUUAGACUGUCUGGAUGUAGUUUUUUUUUUUUUUUUUUUUGGGAGUAAAUGUUAUUCUUUUCUAGUUCAGUAAUUCCUGUUUCUGCACCUGCAAGUUUUCGUGUACGGUUUGAACGUAUGAAAUUCCCAAUUUGGUCCUUGUUUUCCGGUAUUCCUGAAUUUCAGAUAAUAGCCGCUUGGGUUAUUUAAUGAGUCUUUUGUUUCUUUUAAGGUUUUUUCUUUUUUUCGCAACAUUUUGGACCAUCUCUUUUAAAUUUUUGCCUUUUCGAUUUUUCCAAGUUUUUUUAAAAUUUUCAUGAAAGAUUAAUAAUGCUGUCUGUGAAGCAGUACCCCCUCAUGGCCUCAUCUUCUCUGCAUCAUUUGACUGAGUUUUUCUUUUAGGUCUUUGAGAUUCUUUUUUGGGGUUCUGAGCUUUAGGUGGGUAUUUUCUGGGUACAUUAAAAAGGUUCCCUUUUACGGAAAUGGGAUCUGCUUUUUCACAUCUCAUCAUAAAUACCAAUAACAACUAAAUAAUAAUAAUAAUAAUAAUACUGGUAAUAACUCUUGGUGAUAUCUGAUCCUCCUCUAAAAAGAACCACCCAUAGAGGUCAUGAUUCCUAGCACAGACCUUGUCUUAUGUGCAGAAAUGCCUUACAAAAAAAAGCCAAAACUUCUCAUGUUUUGUCUGGGUUUGUGGUUUGUGCAACUGUGCAAGGCAUGUGCAAGACUGGUUUUGAUUUGAUAGAAUUCUGAUUCUUUAUAAAGAAUGGAGGGUGACACAUUCUCAGGACUUGGUAAUGGCACCCAGAUCGAUAGCAAGGUCUUGCAUACAUUUCAGAAGAACUUUGUUCAAGUCCAGCACAUCUUGGAUCAGAACAGGCUGCUCAUCAAUGAGAUAAACCAGAAUCAUGAGUCCAAGAUCCCUGACAACCUCAGCAGGAAUGUAGGUCUGAUCAGGGAGCUCAACAGCAAUAUCAGGAGGGUCGUUGACCUCUAUGCAGACCUCUCUACCUCCUUUACCAAAUCCGUGGAGGCUUCCUCUGAGGGGGACUCCAGUGGGGCUUUGAGAUCAGAUGGCAAAGCUGGGCACAAGCGAAAUAGGCCUGCAUAGAGAAUUCCUUAUCAAAAUUCUUUUGCAUGGUGGAAAACAAGAAUUUCACAAUUUGUGUUAAGGUGGUAGAGCAUGAUUAGAUUCUGGAACUCUUGUGUCAGUGAACCUGUCCCCGGUUCUUCACUUACAUUUCUUAUAAAAAAAUAAUUUCCUGGAAGUUCUACUUCUCCUCAUUGUAACUCAGUUUAGCUCUGGAUCUAAUUGAAAAGUACCAAGCAUGUUUGUAUCGUCUACUUUCUUAUUCUGCUGCUGUUCUUGAUAAUUAGUAAUAUAGCUAGUUUUGUUUUUUGGGUUCAA
This is a messenger RNA of Juglans microcarpa x Juglans regia, 1676 nucleotides long. Its product is annotated as protein ELF4-LIKE 4-like. Gene Ontology annotation, biological process: entrainment of circadian clock; positive regulation of circadian rhythm. The transcript has 2 exons. The coding region runs from base 1035 to 1379 and encodes 114 amino acids. The record is from RefSeq and is a predicted model, not a curated record. NCBI's taxonomy places the organism in Eukaryota, Viridiplantae, Streptophyta, Magnoliopsida, Fagales, Juglandaceae.